Trichoplax adhaerens is the source of this 2160-nucleotide messenger RNA. RefSeq lists its product as uncharacterized. The record is from RefSeq and is a predicted model, not a curated record. Lineage: Eukaryota; Metazoa; Placozoa; Uniplacotomia; Trichoplacea; Trichoplacidae. Bases 1 to 2160 code for a protein of 719 amino acids. The transcript has a single exon. Gene Ontology annotation, cellular component: kinesin complex. Gene Ontology annotation, molecular function: protein binding.
AUGCCUGCUAUCUUGAAUAGUAUUAAAACUCUACACGAAGAAGGUAGGAGUUUUAAAAAAAAAUACAAAUAUAUACUCGCACUGGCUUUAUACAAAGAAGCUAUAUCUGAAAUAGAAUCGAUACCCAAUGGCAGUGAUGAUCUUCUACAACUUGAAUACGAUAUCUAUCUGGACAUGGCUUACAGUUAUAAGGAGCAAAGUGAGUGGAGCAAAGCUGAUGAAUGCUGUCGUAAAGGAGAGGAGUUGGCUAAGAAACUGCAAAAUGAAGUCAAAAUUGCGAAAUGUUUAGAUAUGCAAGGAGAAACUAAACGAAUACAAUAUUAUAUCAGUGGCGCUAUGGAUGAUUUUAAGAAAUCGCUUGAAAUAAAACGGAGACUGUUAGGAAGCGACGAUAUUGAGGUCAGUAAGUCCUAUAGUAACAUUGGUACUGUAAACAAAAUGGCUGGCACGUAUGCUGAGGCUUUAGAUAUGUAUACGGAAUCGCUGAAGAUUCAAGUAAAUAUUCGAGGCGAGAAUCAUCCUGAUGUUGCUAGCUUAUAUUGCAACAUUGGAGAUAUCUACCGGAAUCAAGGUAAAUAUAAUGAUGCUCUGCCUAUGCUUAAAAAAUCGAUCGAGAUUGGUUCAGCAACAGUAGGUGAUAAUCAUCCUAACGUAGCUAAGUCAUAUCACACUAUUGGACUAAUUUAUUGGAAUCAAGGUCAAUAUAAGUGCGCUCUGUCAAAGUUAAAUAAAUCACUUAAGAUUCUACGAGAAAUAUUUGGGGAAAAUCAUGUUGAUGUUGCUACCUUAUAUAACGAUAUCGGACUUGUCUAUGAUGCUCAAGACAAGUAUAAUGAAGCUCUAUCAAAGUUGAACUAUUCUCUCAAUAUUCGAUUAGCAAGUUUUAAAGACAAUCACCCUGAUAUAGCAGAGUCCUAUCACAACAUUGCAAGUGUCUACUAUCAUCUAGAAAAGUACGAUGAUGCCGUGUCAAUGCAUAACAAAUCACUCAAGAUUACACGAGCACAACUUGGUGACAACCAUCCCUAUGUUGCUGUGUCAUAUAACAACAUUGCCCUUACCUAUUGCAAACAAGGCAAGAGUGAUGAUGCUCUAUCAAUGUAUAAUAAAGCACUUAAUAUUGAACUAUCAACACUUGGUGACAAGCAUCCAAGUAUUGCUAUAACAUAUAAAAACAUUGGUGAUGUCUAUCGUCAACAAGCCAAGUAUGAUGAAGCUCUAUCAAUGUAUAACAAAGCACUCGAGAUUGAACAAGUAGCACUUUAUGAAAAUCAUCCAACUAUUGCUGAAACAUGUAGUAAUAUAGGACUUGUCUAUAAGGAUCAAGGCAAAUAUGAUGAAGCUCUAUCAAUGCAUAAUAAAUCACUCGAUAUCGGAUUAGUAGCAUUUGGUAACAAUCAUCCUAAUAUUGCAAUGUCGUAUUACAACAUUGGAGAAGUCUGCCAUAAUCAAGAAAAGUAUGAUGAAGCUCUGUCAAUGUAUGAGAAAUCAAUUGAGAUUAUAAAAGCAAAAUUUGGCGACAAUCACUCUGAUGUUGCCGAGAUAUAUCACAAAAUUGCGGCUGUCUAUAAGAAGCAAGGCAAGUAUGAUGACAAUCUUUUAAUAUUGAAUAAAUUACUCAGGAUUAGGCGAAGAAUGCUUGGUGACAAUCAUCUUGAUGUUGCUACCUUAUAUAAUAACAUUGCUCUUGUACAUCAGAGUCAAGGCAAUUAUGAUAAAGCUCUAGCGAUGCAUAAAGAAUCACUUGACAUUCAACUAAAACAACUUGGUAAAAAUCAUCCAAAUAUCGCUGCAACAUAUAGCAAUCUUGGACAUAUCCAUAGUCGUCUAAGCGAGUAUAAUAGCGCUCUAUCAAUGUAUAAAAAAUUGCUCAAUAUCCAACAAUCACAACCUUAUGGCAAUGAUUCCGAUAUUGCUGAAACGAAUAACUACAUUGGACUAGCCUGUAGUAAGCUAAAGAUGUAUGAUGACGCUCUGUCAAUGUUUAAUAAGGCAUUGGAGAUCUACUCAGCCAGAUUUGGUGAGAAUAAUCCAACUGCUGCGGUAUAUUAUGGUAACCGAGGAGAUGUCUACAAUGAGCAGGGUAAUUAUCGCCAAGCAUGCAUCUCCUACAAGAAAUCGAACAGCAUUUUGUGCAAUCUCUAUGUAGUUUAUGAUUAA